AUGGCGCGUCUGUGUUUAAAAUGCCCAUGUGACAGCAUAGAAAGUAUCCGAACGUCGUAUCAACCGCAAUGGCGUGAAGUCUGUACCCAGUUUUACUUUCAUCAAGACGAGGUAGCCAAACGCGUUUUGGACUGUUUCGAAGCGAGCAGAGCGGACGAUUUCAAGAGUUUGGGGCCUCAGGCAGACGAAGUUUGUAUUUCCACAGUAGAUGAUACCAGAGCCGAUGAUCAAGUCCGUGAUCUCGUGCAACUGCUGAAGAUGCACAAGUGCAACGUACCUGGUCAUGAACCGAGUUUUGGCCAAGUAGUUCAGAUGCUGGAAGCGGUGAAGAGCGCGGUUCGUGCGGAGUAUCAUGACCACGUCUCGACUCAGCGGUAUACGGAGUUUGAAGCGCGAGCAGAGGAAAGUCAGGGAACUAAUUACGAAGUGUGGACGGAAGCCAAUGGCCAACAACGACUGUCAGUGCGCGUCCAGCACGACUAUCUGCGCUCGAAAGCGAGUUACACUAAAAUGGUGGAGCGCCUCGAGGUGUUUAUUGCAAAGCACUUGCCCAAUAUUGGUUGCCAUCCUUUCUUGGCUGGACUUCGGUCCGCAUUGCAGUGGAAUCUAGAGAGCUCUACCGUUGUCGCAUGGAAAUUACCUGAUUCCGUGUUUGUCGAAAGCGGUGAUGCCGUCUUCACACACAACGCACUGAAGCUAGUGGCAUCUGCACUGAACUUCAGCCACUGCAAGAGCGCUGAUACGACCGCCAAGCCUGGCACCUCGCGCGACGAUCGCGUGAAAACGCGCGACUGGUUGUUGGACCCGUAUCUAUCGGACCACGAUAUCCGUCACCUCGUGCGUCUAUUUCCUGCUGCAAAGCGUCUCGAAGGGAGACCAACUGGCAGUAAACUGCUCACGAAAUUCGAUCGCGUCAAUGUCCAUGGACAGCAAGACGAGAGAUCGCGUUUUUUUUUCGACCGGUGGUGCAUCGUCCUGUAG
Molecule: messenger RNA, 981 nt
Organism: Peronospora matthiolae
Lineage: Eukaryota; Oomycota; Peronosporomycetes; Peronosporales; Peronosporaceae
Source: the annotation of a GenBank genome assembly